Molecule: messenger RNA, 1667 nt
Organism: Temnothorax curvispinosus
Lineage: Eukaryota; Metazoa; Arthropoda; Insecta; Hymenoptera; Formicidae
Product: odorant receptor 13a-like
Exons: 9
Coding region: 439-1626 (395 amino acids)
Biological process (GO): sensory perception of smell; detection of chemical stimulus involved in sensory perception of smell
Cellular component (GO): plasma membrane
Molecular function (GO): odorant binding; olfactory receptor activity
Source: RefSeq, a predicted model, not a curated record
AAGUAUGAAAAGAAAGUAGAGUAGGCUCUGCGAACGAUAUAUUACAACGGAAGGAAGUGAAUUGAAGUGAAAUUCACGCCGAUCUCUUCCUUCUGUAUAAGAAACAACCAGGAGGUUUAAGCGAAACGUUGCGUAUACACUUUUAACUUUCCGCAAUACUCGACGCUUAACUCAACCCCUCGCAUUGCGCGGUCACGAAAAAGACACUGUACAGAGAAUUUAUCUCUUUCUUUUAGCUGCCUCGUGCACACUAUCGUGCACCUUGUGCGUGCUACAUCAUAUCGAUUUGAUUUCCUUCCGCGGUGCAAUUUUUCUCAAUUACGCGCCGUCCAAACGGAAUGCUUGACGAAGCCAAUAAAUUCCUCCCCACGCGUGGAUGUUUUCCGCUUGGUAAGGUUUGGCAAGCGUCAGUGCUAUACCUGCCACGAAACCGUCAAGAUGGACAGUGUUCAAAGUCAAUAUAUGCGUAUCAAUCAUAUCCUGAUGUGCCUCAUCGGUCAGUGGCCGUACCAGGAGAGUUGGGAAAAGUUUCUCAUCCAAUUCGUCUUCGUGCCCGCGGUUUUCGCUCAGGCAGUUGUUCAGGGUGGCGGCAUGAUUACUGCUUGGUUUGCGGAUGACAUCGACGCGUUUAUGGAGGGUUCGUCGCCUUUUGUAAUUAGUUUAAUGUGCGUCUGUAAACAUAUUAAUUAUACGUACAAUCAUGAGCAGAUGAAGAAGCUCGCCCUCACAAUGGCGGACGAUUGGAAUAUCUAUUCAAAGCUUAGUCACGAGUAUCAUAUUCUUUGUAGGAAUUACGCGAUGGGUAGAAAAGUCACGCUUGCUUACGCAGUCUCCCUAUAUGGCUCAAUGGCCCCCUUUCUGGCGGUACCGGUUAUAAUAAACACAGCCGGCUACAUGGGGUUGUACAACAUUUCCGAGGGUAGACCCCUGAUGUUCCGCACGGAAUACUUUAUAGACUCCGAGAAGUAUUACUACCCGUUGCUGGUGCACUCGUACAUUGGCACCCUCGGAUUCGUCACGAUCGUUGUGGCGAUCGACACGAUGCUGGUGUUUCACGUUCAACAUGAAUGUGGGAUGUGCGAGAUCCUAGGAUAUCGGCUAGCACGGAUUGUUGACGCAGAUACUUUAGACAUAAAUUUGCAUUCAGAUAAAGAGGAGGCUGCAUCGUACAAACAUGUUAAGAAUUGUGUAAUCAUGCACAAUCACAUAAUAGAAUAUGCUAGGCGUAUUGAGGUUGCGAAUACGACAUCGUAUUUUUUUCAACUAGGUUGCAAUAUGAUGGGCAUGACGUUUACAAUAUUCCAGGCAGUGGUAAAGUUGAGCGAUCCAAACGAAGCUUUGCGAUAUGCAUCGUUCACGGUGACUCUGCUUUCCGUUCUUUUCCUCGAAACCUGGCCGGGUCAGCAGUUAUCAGAUUAUGCUGACAAAAUUUUCGCGUACACAACUAAUGGACAAUGGUAUCAGUCUUCGCUGAGAGUGAGAAAAGUGAUCAGCAUUAUGCUGAUGAGGAGUUACAUGCCAGUUAAAAUAACUGCGGGCAAUCUAUACACCUUAAACCUAGCAAAUUUUUCUGCUGUCCUACGCACGUCGUUUUCUUACUUCACUGUCCUUUGCUCUAUGCAAUGAGUGAGGCUCGCUUCAAUUCAAAAGCAAUUAUUGAUGAUAAC